AUGGAGCCGGCCAGCGGGAGUGUGAAGAAGUUGGACAAGACGGCCCUGGAGGGGCUCGAUGCCCGCACCGAGAGCACGAAAGUGCCGGAAGAUGUUCUGAUGGAGGAGCCAGACCCUCCGUCCGACAACGAGACCAUGAGCACCGCAAAGCGGUCCAACAGCAAGCCGGAACAUGGAAGAGGCCCUCUGCGUGAGGCGAAACAGGCUGUCUUGGAGCAGCUGGCGGAGAACCAGAAGGAGGACCUCUUCAAGAAAUUGUUUGCAGAGUUUCAAGAGAGCCCGGGCAUGAACAUGCCAACGAUCACGGACGAGCAGGUGGAGCAGGCGGACAAGGAACUCACUUCCUUGUUCAUGUACCAGAAGUGUCCCUUUUCCGACAAAAUUGUGGACGAGUGGCACGUGAAGAAUAAGGACCACAAGAGUUACAUGAGGGAGCACCUCAGGUCGUCGUACCUCCUCACGGACCCAACAGCGAUGACGGCCACCGAGGUGAGGGAGUCCUUCGCGAGAGUUCGGCGAUUCGGCGGGGGAUUGCACCGUUUGUCGCUGGCAAACAGUGUGGAGUACUGGGGCGAUGUGGAGAAGCUUCCGUCCUUGGUGCGGAGCAUCCAUGCCACCAAGGCGAUGCAAAUCAAAUACGGCACGUCCAAGACCGCGAAAACGCACCUCCUGACAAAGGACCAGGUGGCCAAGUACCAUCUGGCCUGGGUGAGCUAUGCCCCGACGUCCGGCAAGUACACGAAUGCCUCGUACUCCAAGGACCACCUGAAGCUCCACACCGACCUCCAAAGGCCUAAACUUUUUAAACCCUGUAAACCCUCUCUAUAA
Symbiodinium sp. CCMP2592 is the source of this 828-nucleotide messenger RNA. The record is from the annotation of a GenBank genome assembly. Lineage: Eukaryota; Dinophyceae; Suessiales; Symbiodiniaceae.